Messenger RNA from Penicillium brevicompactum, 861 nucleotides. Its product is annotated as formyltetrahydrofolate deformylase. The record is from RefSeq and is a predicted model, not a curated record. The transcript has a single exon. Gene Ontology annotation, molecular function: formyltetrahydrofolate deformylase activity. The coding region runs from base 1 to 861 and encodes 286 amino acids. Lineage: Eukaryota; Fungi; Ascomycota; Eurotiomycetes; Eurotiales; Aspergillaceae. Gene Ontology annotation, biological process: 'de novo' IMP biosynthetic process.
AUGGCCAGCUUCAUCCUCACCCUGUCGGGCCCCGACCGCCCCGGUAUUGUCCAUGCCGUCACUGCCUUCCUCGUUCAGAAUGACCUCAACAUCAUCGACUCGUCGCAAUAUGGUGAUGCCACCUCCAAGCGCUUUUUCAUGCGCACCCACUUUGCGCAAGCCAAUGGAGAUGUUGAGACUCCCGACCUCGAGAAGUUGCACGCCGCAUUCAAGCCCACCGCCGAGAGCUUCGACCUCGACUUCGAGAUCAACACUAGCGUGAAGAAGCCCCGCGUGUUGAUCAUGGUCUCCAAGAUCGGCCACUGCCUUAACGACCUUCUGUUCCGCCAAUCGACCGGCCAGCUCAGCAUUGAGAUCCCCUUGAUUGUGUCCAACCACCCCGAUUUCGCCACCCUUGCGGCUACCUACAACAUCCCCUUCCACCACCUUCCCGUCACCGCAGCCACCAAGGCGGAGCAGGAGGCCCAGAUUCUGGAGUUGGUCCGCGAACACAACAUCGACCUGAUCGUUCUGGCUCGUUAUAUGCAGGUUCUGUCGCCGACUCUGUGCUCCGCCAUGUCCGGUCGCAUCAUCAACAUCCACCACAGCUUCUUGCCCUCUUUCAAGGGCGCUAAGCCCUACCACCAGGCCUACGACCGUGGUGUUAAGAUUAUCGGUGCCACUGCCCACUUCGUCACCAGCGACCUUGAUGAGGGCCCCAUCAUUGAGCAGAAUGUCGUUCGUGUCAACCACGGUAUGAGCCCCAAGGAGCUUACCCACGCUGGAAGCAACGUGGAGAGCAAUGUGCUUGCUGCUGCCGUUAAGUACGUGACCGAGCGCCGUGUCAUUCUGAACGGCCACAAGACCGUUGUUUUCAACUAA